AGUCGGGCCGCGCCAGGCCGUGGCCGUCAGUCGGAGGCUAAACGCCACAACAAAAGGGCCAACCAACAGUAAGGGCUCCCAGUGCUUAGCGAGUGGUCGCAAACUCGAGAGUUCGAUUGCAGUCUCCAGUCGGACAGGACGCCAAGGGUUUUGCGAGAGAACCUACUACCUAGAGCCAGCGGGAUCAGGAUGUCGGACUAUUUUGAUGACGAGGAGCAGAGAAUGCUGAUCAUGCGCAAGGCGUUCCAGAUGUUCGACACGCAAAAGACGGGCUUCGUCGAGACGAUCAAGAUCUCGACCAUCCUGAACACGCUCGGCCAGCUGUUCGACGAGGGCGAGCUGCAGGACCUGAUCGACGGCGAGGACCCGGAGAACACGGGCAGGGUCAACUUCGAUGGGUUCGCUAACAUCGCGUCCAACUUCCUGCAGGAGGAAGAGGACGCCGAGGCGAUGCAGCAGGAGCUGAAGGAAGCCUUCCGAUUGUACGAUCGCGAAGGCAACGGCUACAUCACGACCAGCACGCUGAAGGAAAUUCUCGCUGCCCUCGACGAUAAGCUGUCGAACGAGGACCUGGACGGCAUCAUUACGGAGAUCGACACAGACGGUUCCGGAACGGUGGACUUUGACGAGUUCAUGGAAAUGAUGACGGGUGAAUAAACCGACAAUUCCGACCGGGUGCCUAAUCUAUCGCCUUCCGGGAAACCAGAUGCCACGUGUUCGUCAGUCAUGCUGCUGCUGCUGCUGCUGCUGCUACUGGAGUUUCUUAGUUUCGACCCAACCACAUUGAUGCACAUUUUGUUUUUCACAACAACCUCACCACACAACAAAACGCAACGGAGCCAGCAGCAUUACGUUUGCGGUGCGACGUUUCCUCUUCGCUUCGGCGCCAACGACGCUUUCGUGCCACACACACACACACACACACACACGGUCGUAAACAUUUUGUUUCCAUCCUCAACCGUGUUCCGGGGACAGCACCGUUUUUUCGACCGAUUCGGCGUUCGGUUCUGCCGAACAGCAAUUUGAAUUUUCAUUUCGCUGCCGCUUGUGAAAAAAUGGAAAUUAUCGCCUCGCCGAUAAGCGGCGAGUGCUGGGGGCGGGCGGGCCAUUGUCCAAUGGGGCCGCUUAAUCCUCGUUUUGUUGGCCGCUCUGCCGCUUUUUUCUGAUCAUUCUUUUCUCAUUGUUUUUCUGGCCACUCUGAGCGCAUUCGCUGGUCCAGCUUCUCCAUUCUCCUUUUUAUUCCGUUCGCUCCAGCUUGCGCGCGUGUGUGCGUGUGUUUGUGUUGCCCCUAAUCCCUUUGGUGGCGCCACACCGUUUCCUUUCCGUAAGGUUUGUCUUUGGCGUAGCUCCGGUUUUCCUUUCUUCUCGUAGAAGUAAUAAGAUUUGUACGAUUUAAUUUUAAUAUGAAUAAAGUGACGAUAUUUUCCA
Anopheles cruzii is the source of this 1428-nucleotide messenger RNA. It is a transcript of the gene TpnC25D, whose product is annotated as troponin C. The transcript has 4 exons. The record is from RefSeq and is a predicted model, not a curated record. The coding region runs from base 190 to 657 and encodes 155 amino acids. Gene Ontology annotation, molecular function: enzyme regulator activity; calcium ion binding. NCBI's taxonomy places the organism in Eukaryota, Metazoa, Arthropoda, Insecta, Diptera, Culicidae.